This is a messenger RNA of Rhipicephalus sanguineus (brown dog tick), 915 nucleotides long. RefSeq names its product serine/threonine-protein kinase haspin-like. The record is from RefSeq and is a predicted model, not a curated record. The transcript has 2 exons. Gene Ontology annotation, biological process: intracellular signal transduction; mitotic cell cycle. NCBI's taxonomy places the organism in Eukaryota, Metazoa, Arthropoda, Arachnida, Ixodida, Ixodidae. Gene Ontology annotation, cellular component: cytoplasm; nucleus. The coding region runs from base 1 to 447 and encodes 148 amino acids. Gene Ontology annotation, molecular function: histone H3T3 kinase activity.
AUGGGAAAUGUUUGCAUCGUUUACCUAUUUACUUACCCAGGCGGAAACGUGGUGUACACUGACCUGUCGAGCGACACGGCGCUUUUCGGGGGAAUAGGGAGUUACCAGUACGACGUCUACCGCAUCAUGAAGAACGAAAAUGGCGACGACUGGGAGGCGUAUCACCCGCACACCAAUGUGUUGUGGCUGCACUACCUGCUGGGGAAGUUGUUGCAAAAGCUCCCCAAGACGAAGAAGGCCGCGGAGGUCGUCGACCCGUCCACUAGUCGGGGUCGACUGGUCGCCUGGGCGGACGCAAUCCUGGCUCUCCCGUCGGCCGAAGAGUUUGUGGCACAGCACGUGAUUCCUCACCUCGAACGAGACGCCGAGGCACCGCGCAAAGCGAGGCGCGCAGAACGGCCGCCGACUAGGGAGCCCCACGGCCGGAAUCUUCGAGAGCGCCGCUAAACGCUUGUCUGUUUGGUUGCGGCUUGUGCAUGCUGGCCGCGUAUAUUUAACAGUGGAUUUGGAACUUAGUGUGCAUUCAGUGUACACGCGUACGUUGCCAGUGAAGAAAGCAGAAAGCAUGCACUGCGUUCAUUUUGCCGAGUAAAAUGAGCGUGAAUGAAGUUAUACGAUUCGCGCAUCAUUGGGACGAACAAAAUUAAGAGAUAAAGAGAAAUCUAAAAAGAAGACAGAAAAACAGAUUUGGCAGUCUUUUUUUUUUCAAAUGCAAGGCGCUACGAUAUUUCCAUAAUUUCUCACAACGGGCUGGUGAUUGAGCAGUUUAUUAUUACAGUUUGUUUUCGUUAUUUCACAAUGCGUGAACAUUUGUUUUGAGGAUUGCGUGCAGUACUUCACCUUGAGCGACUGUACUUCAUUUAUUUAUUUAAAUAUCUUAUUUAUUAUUUAAUGAAUGUAUUCAUUAAAUUGGUA